This is a messenger RNA of Aspergillus steynii IBT 23096, 1209 nucleotides long. RefSeq names its product O-methyltransferase. The transcript has 5 exons. Lineage: Eukaryota; Fungi; Ascomycota; Eurotiomycetes; Eurotiales; Aspergillaceae. Gene Ontology annotation, molecular function: O-methyltransferase activity. The coding region runs from base 1 to 1209 and encodes 402 amino acids. The record is from RefSeq and is a predicted model, not a curated record.
AUGAACACUUCUGCUGUAUCCCCGGAAGUCAUCGAGGCGGCGGAACAGCUUCUUCGCGAUUUGAAGAGCCACACGGGCUCAGUUACGGAUCAGGCAAAUGUCGUGCGCCAACUCGAAAGACUCCGCUGUCUUGUCCACAAGGGCCCCGACGCUCUCAUGUUCCAUGCUUAUCCCUUCCAAAUGCUGCCCGCUAUGAAUGUACUGUGUGAUUUUGGGGUGUUUGACGCGGUACCACAGACAGGCUCUAGAUCUUUAGACGAUCUCUCGGCAGCAGUCAACCUGGAUACCGAGAUUCUAGGUCGGUUCCUCCGGCUCGUCCUCACGCAGGGGAUAUUCAAGGAAGAUACGCCAGGCGUCUACGCGCACACGGACGCGUCGAGCAUGUUUCGAACGGACCACGCCCCCAGUUUCUUUCGGCUGGGCACGAUGCAGUUCCCGCAGUGGUGGAAGGUCGCCGAGUAUCUUAAGACGCACUCGUCCGAGGACGCCAAACACGCGACCAAGGUACCCUUCAGCUGGGCCAUGGGAAAGGAGGGCAUGACGUACUACAAGACCCUCGAGGAGGAUCCGGCCGUGUCUGACGCCUGGCACAAGGGCAUGGUCAUGAUCGAGGCGAUGCAGCCCGUCUCUGACAUGUUUCCCUUUGCGUCGCUGCGGGAGGCAGUCGAGGCGGAGCCACACCGGCCCUUUGUCGUCGACGUCGGCGGGGGAAGAGGGAACGCGCUCGUUGCGAUUAUGAACGAGUGCGGCGGUAGCUACGGCGCAAGGAUGGUCCUCCAGGGCAUGGAGGAUGUGCUCAAUGGCAAGGAUCCGGUUGCAGUUGAUAGUGUCGAGAACAUGACGCACAACUUUUACGAUCCGCAGCCUGUGAAGAACGCGCAUGUUUACCUUUUGCGCAAUGUCUUGCACAACCACUACGACGAGAGGAGCCUCGUCAUCCUGCCCCAGCUGGCCGAGGCCUUGGGCCCUACCUCGCGCCUCCUGAUCGGAGAGAUGGUUCUGCCCGGCACCGUCGCCGCCGGCUCCGAUCCGAUGCCCUUUUUCAUGGACCUCAACAUGUUUAUGGAGGGAGGGCUCGAGCGGACAGAGCAGCAGUUCGCGACGCUGCUGGCAGGGGCCGGUCUCGAGCUCGAGCGAGUCUGGCGGCACCCAGACAACCCGACCCAGACCACCAUCGAGGCGAGGCUGAGGCGAGCAGGCACGCAGUGA